GUUUCUUGCCGAGGCGGACAAUCGGUGCCGAUAGCCGACAAUAUUGCUUACCCUGUGUCCAGAGCAAACUUCGCUAUCGCUCGCUUGUUUCGCUCCAUGCCUUCCCUGUUUGGGACGUUGGUGCGAAAGGGCAAAACUUUAUCAGGAUCGAAACCGUAUUAACCAUUAAACAAUUGGGCCCUAUUGCGUGCAUUCUUUCACCGAAUACUGAUCUGCCCCACGCCGAUGUGUGUGCAGUACGCGCGAUAUAUGCUGUGUUUAGCGUGUGGCCAUUCGCAUUAGUGUAGCCGUGUGUUUAGUGUGUCACGUUCCAUCGUCGGAUGCAGAGCGAAACGCAUCAACAGUUUGUGCGGACAUUGCGGAAGUGUAUGCAACCAAAAAUAGCAACGUAAACGAUCGAUUUCGGACGCGAUCGCCCACUCGGUCUGGAGUCGAAAUUUGCGAACACACGGUGGCCAUUUUUCCAUUGCCCUUUUCGUGUGGUGUAAGUGUCAAGAAGAACUACUACUACUGGUAGUAUUAGUAGUAGUACGUUUCUAGCGCAUUAUCACGUGCCUGCAGUGCCUUUUGCGUUAUCGUGUCCCUUUGUUUAGGUUUGUUGUAGGUGUUUCUAUUCUCAUUACGCACAAGUUGCGCAUGUACGCAGACCCGGAAAUAUGCCUUCCUACUUGCUGAUGAGUUUAGUGGUUCUGGUGUGCUGUAGUGCACCGAUCUGUCCGGCCGAUACGAUACCAAUUUUCCCAUCGGAUAGACUGUCCAUCGCCGAAGGCGGAGGUUUUCUCGUCUUUCUAAACCCGAACGGUGGAACCGAAUUGCGGAAAGCCGCGGUAACCGUUGGCCACUGGAUUCAUUGCUCCGUGUCAGUGAACAAUGUGCAGUACAGCUUGGACAGUGAUCAGAUACAUCGGAUCGGUGAAAAAACUACCGUCGAGCGGUACGACACGGAACGGUGUGGCAUACGGGUGAAGAACCUGCAAAAACCGCUCGAAACCCACUGGACUUUGUAUGGCACCGAUCAAGAUGGUGGCGACCGAACAGGUGUUCUCGAAGUGACCGUUUUGUCAUUAAAGUUUAUCGAUGAGCUAAAUGUUACCGUAAGUGGAACCAGUUCAAUGGCGACUGUUAACUGUCCGGAUAGGGAUAGUUCCAGGUACUGUCGUAUCGUCGAUGCGGAACAAGCAGUGUACGAAUCCUGCUCCAAAUCGUUCGAUCUUACGCAGCAGAUCAGCCACUUCUGGUGCCACGUAAUGUUCUGGGGCGCAAUGACGGAAAGGAUCACAAAGAUUAAUCUGUUCGUGGAUGAAGAUGAUCGCGACGUUAAGACAACGGUGGAGGAAACGGAGGACCAUAUUGUGCUGUCUUGCCAGUACCGCUCGUCGGUUUCGCUGUGCCGCGCCUUAUCGGAAACAGAUAAUCGCCAGUACUUGUUGCUUGAUGGUCAGCUCACCGGCCGCUACUCGGCGUACAAUACGAAAAUUUCGAAAGGACUCUGUUCGUUGGAAAUCAAAAAACCGCUUGCACCGGCGGACGUUGGCGUGUGGCGCAUCUUUCAACAGCUAAACCCAUCCGACUACACCGGGUGUGUGUUUGACGUUAAGGGUAGACGGUUCUCCAGAGGACGUACCGUCCGUACGCGCAGUUCCCCCGUUAAAAGCAGCCGACUGGAGCUGGCAGCAACCAACAUUGAAAUUUUCCAUGAUCCUCGCUCGUCUACCACUACGGUGCAGGAGCUGUCCUGCGAGGUACCGUACGCCCUCGACUACUGCUACCUUUCCGGGCCGAAAGGCAGCGAUUAUACACCGCAACGGUUUGAUCGCUUCAAAUCGCUCGGUAUCUGUCGGUUUGAGGUUACCAACAUUACGAGCGGCAUGUGGGCUUGCGGCAUUAACGAUCUCGAUGGUGCGGAAGAUCAUCUCACGUACUACAACGUGAGUGUGUUUCAGCAACCGGGGAAACCCGUUACCGGCCAGCUAACUGCCAGCACAGGUGAUCGCGAACAGCGACUGCUCUGUCGCACGAUACUAGACCUCCCGAUCGAUAUCUGCCGGUUUGUCGCACCGUCCGGAGAGGUGCACGGUGUGUCGAACCAGAUGAAACCAUCGGCUGACGCACGGUACAGGUACUACGGGCAGGGAUUGCGCGAGGGUGAAUGUGGGCUGGUGAUAACGGAGCUGCGGGAAAAGGACAUUGGCUGGUGGAAGUGUUUGUUCAAGGUGCACGGACGGGAGUACGAAAUAGCGAUGGAGAUUGUUGAAGAAGCUAUGAGUGUCGGUGUGAUAAUAGGGAUCAGUAUUGCGGCCACUGUAGUGCUUGGUAUCAUCGGAGUCUUCGCCUAUCGGAAGCUGAAUCAACGUUACACCGGACCAUCCUAUACUGUUUCGUCUAGCAUGACGAACGUAUCGAAUGGUUCGCAUCAGUCUUGAAUGAAAAAGGACAAACAAAUCCCGGUGUCGCGUGUUGUACUGAGUUUGUCUGAGUGCGUGUUCUUGUUUUUGUGUGUCCAAUGUUCUUUCUUCGAGUCGAACCAAAUAAAUGUUUUGCUUACAGAGCAUUGUAGACCUCUCCAAACAUUCACGACUAAAG
Messenger RNA from Anopheles moucheti, 2583 nucleotides. RefSeq lists its product as uncharacterized. NCBI's taxonomy places the organism in Eukaryota, Metazoa, Arthropoda, Insecta, Diptera, Culicidae. The record is from RefSeq and is a predicted model, not a curated record. The transcript is spliced from 5 exons. Bases 657 to 2423 code for a protein of 588 amino acids.